CCGGUCUCCUUCUUCGCAGGGGCGGGACGCCGCGCGUCAGGGUGGACGCGCCAUGGACAAACACGCGAAGGCGUCGAAAGUACUUUCGGGGGGGAAGGGGGAGCGGCGUUUAAGCAUGUUCGAGAAAGACAACUAUGCACAGAUCGUAAAAGAGAGACUGAGAAGUUCAAGCCAUGAAGUUCACGGUACGGAACCAAUGGAUAAUGAAUCGUUUGCAGAGUUUGGGAAAAGUGAAAUAUUUACAUUGAAGACUAGCAUGGCAAAAAUAAGAUAUGCCAAUACAUAUAAAAUGGAGCCAUAUAGGAAAUUCCAGGCUCACUUAGUAAGAAACAAAGCUCAACAUAUACUAACGCAGCGACUUCAAGAAACCAAGUAUAAUGGUGUGACUAGUAUCGUCUUGUGUAAUUCAAUCUCAGAAGAAAUAUUAACAGCUGUCAAGGACAUGGGCUUUGAUCGCUAUAAGUAUGUAGUAACAGUCCUAAUCUUGCAAAAGACUGGUCAGGCAAUAAAAAUCUCCAGCAGAUGGGUCUGGGAUGUUGCAAGGGACAACUGGGUUUCAGCUAAAUGUGAAACAGAAUCCUUCAUUUCAUUGGCUUUGAUAAUGGCUUGUUACUAUGAGUAGUUUUGUAAAAGCAGCCUCUGUUAACAGCCAUCACAAUACUCUGUAUAAUUGUUCAAAAAUCUUCAUAAAGUUAUAGUUAUUUUAGAACACUUUCUUUUUUAAGUUAAAAACAGCUGAUACAUUGAAAUGCACAUAAAUUUAAACAAAUUUUACCAAUUAUUUUCUCUAUAUAUUUUUAAAUAUAUAUGGGUGAGUGUGUACUGUAUACAUCUGUCAUAAUGCUGUGUUUAUGAAUUUAUGAAAGGUGCUAAGAACACAAUUUGCAAGGUGCUGAAUGUGGCCUUGCGCAUUCUAAAGGGUGGGGUUCCAACAAAUUACAAGUGACAAUUCCUUUCAUAAAAGGGAAAUAUUCUGCACCUUGAGGUGACUCUGAAACAGAAAAGUAACAUUGUAUUUACUCUCAGUUGUUGUCAUAUUCAUCAAAUUCCACAGCAAUAAUCUCUUCAGAGAUCUAGUAAUAAGGGAAGCCACUGUAAUGUGGCUUAUUUUUAAAAGCUUUUCUUAGAUUAAAUACAUUUUCCCCACUGUAACCAGUUGUUUUUUCUUAUGCCUGUUAAACUCUCAUUUUUGUAUUUUGAAGUUUGGAACAUUUCAUUUAAGGUCUCAGUCCUGCUCCUGUUGAAGUCAGUGGGAGUGUUGUCACUGACUUCACUGAUACCAGGAUGGACCCCAAAUUACAAACCAUCAACUGUUUUAUAAUCCUUAGUCUAGAGGCUGAUAUAUUGUAUUUACUGGAUUCAGUGACUUUUUUUCAUUUUAUCAGAUUGGUUCCUAAUGACAUCAAAGCCAGAAGAGCUGUAAAAUCCAUUCAGUGACAACCUGAAAUCUUAGGAGAUGGAUAUGUAAUUGACAGUUAAUGACAACAAUAUAUAUAUAUAUAUAUAUAUAUAUAUAUAUAUAUAUAUAUAUGGCUAAGACAAAAUUUGCCAAGUAUUUAUAAAGAAUGUUAGAACUGCUGCUAUAUUAACCUAACAAUGACUCAAAUCUGCUAUUAUUUCAUUGAUAUUGUUCAAACAUAACAAUUCAGAAGAAAAUAAAUAGUAUUUGUUUUCAAAAUAAUACAGAUCAUGUUUAAUUUUCUGUUAAAAUGCCUGAUGGCUUGGUAAUGUAAGGUUGUAGUUAAUGCCUUAUACCACAAAGCAAGGGUGGCUUUAGUGUCAGGGUUCAUGGGUUCAGUUGUACCUGUAGAAAUCAUCCUGCAGUGCUGGCUCUUGUCCCAUGGGGCUGGGCCAUAUUCCCUGCUCUGGGCAUUGUGACAUGGUGCUGUGACCCUGUGUACCAGGUUACAAUGCCCAGAGCAGGGAGCCAUGCCCAGCCCUGUGGGCAGGAACUGCUGCUACUGGACAAGUGUAGUGCUGUCUUGCUCUUCAAGCCCCCUGCCUCCUCUCACCCAGGACUUCCCCUCCCCAUUAGGGUUGUGGGGGCAGAGCAUGCUGCUGUGAGUGGUCAGUACCCGUCCCCUCUUCAGUUUAGUAUAGUGCAUGCAUUGAAUCAGGAGGCUACAUCCACCCCUGCUACAAAGCAAAUACUCUUACACAGGCAAAGCAUCAGAAUGGAAAUUUCACCUGGACAUGGUAACAACUGGCUUCUUCAAGCUUAAUAAACUUGGGCUCCAAUCCAGUAUUCAUAUGUGUAAAUAUACAUAUAUAAUGUAUCAUAUAUAAAGUUCAUAUCCUGCAAAUGCUAACACACAUAAUAACUUUGCACAUGUGAGUGGUCCCACAGAACUCAAUGGAACUACUCCCAUGAGUAAAGAAAGAUACACAUGCGCUUAAGACCUUGCAGAAUGAGGGCCUUUUCUAUAAGUAGGUUUGGCAGAAUUCAGUUUUUUAUAAUUUUGAUGGAUAAUAUCACUGUUUAUUUUUAAGCUUUUUUCUAUUUGCAUUUUCACAGUUGCACCCAAUUAUGGAUUUUAAGCAUUUUUUAUUUGUAUUGAUUUACAUUUUCACAGUUGCAGGAAAUUAUGGGUUGACAGAAAAUAAUUAUUUAAUAACGACAAAUGUUGAGAUUUAAAAAGUUCAAACUUUAUAAUUGUAAAAACACAAAUUGUCAACAUAACGUCAAAAUAUAUAAAGUAAAUAUCCUUGAAUCAAACUUAAGUUCUUAAGCACCAUUUUUAUUACUUUGCCUUUGUAAAUUUCCAUUAUUGAUGGAAUUAUUUUAUGUCAGUUUGUGUGUGUACAGUGAAAUCAACAUUUACUGAGUAAAAAUCUUUCAAUGCUAUCUAUAAGGGUUUAUCCAUAUUUUGUUCUUCAUUUGAACAGCUUGAAUGGUAAUAUAAGUCCUACGUUAACAUGGAGGAGGUAAUCCACCCUUUAAUGACUGGAACUGAUGUGAAGCUAGAAUUCAAACUUUGUACAGUGUAUGGCGGGACUAUGUGUUCAAUAGUUUCUCUAUGCAAAACACUGUAGAACAAAUUAGCUUCAAAGAUUUUUUUUCAUAGAAGUGUGGUUUUUUAUGGAGAAGAAAUUGUGCAGUAUGUAAAUAUAUAAAAUGUCACUGGUUGACACUUUAAUAUUCUAAGGCUGUCACCUACUGUAACCUUAUGUAAUACUGAUCCACCCAAUCUUGGUGCACAAGUCAAUUUCUUGAUGUUAGUACAUUUCAGUUAUUCUUAAAGUUUCUAUAAACUUUGAGGAAAUGACUUUUUUUUAUUUGUUUAUGUGUGGCAUGAAUAAAUACAGAUUUACA
Mauremys reevesii (Reeves's turtle) is the source of this 3313-nucleotide messenger RNA. RefSeq names its product dynein light chain Tctex-type 2 (gene DYNLT2). The transcript has 4 exons. Gene Ontology annotation, biological process: microtubule-based movement. Gene Ontology annotation, cellular component: cytoplasmic dynein complex; cytoplasm. Lineage: Eukaryota; Metazoa; Chordata; Testudines; Geoemydidae. The record is from RefSeq and is a predicted model, not a curated record. Gene Ontology annotation, molecular function: dynein intermediate chain binding. The coding region runs from base 53 to 622 and encodes 189 amino acids.